Mus musculus (house mouse) is the source of this 2318-nucleotide messenger RNA. RefSeq names its product testis expressed metallothionein like (gene Tesmin). Lineage: Eukaryota; Metazoa; Chordata; Mammalia; Rodentia; Muridae. Gene Ontology annotation, cellular component: nucleus; cytoplasm. The transcript is spliced from 10 exons. The coding region runs from base 718 to 1605 and encodes 295 amino acids. The record is from RefSeq and is marked validated.
CUAUCCUGUGGGCUGGCCCCGGGCAGCAGGCUCAGGCACCACAAGGGAUACAAGGGAGGUGGCACCUCCCUGCCCAGCCUUUUCCCCUGCAGAUGACUGUGCCACACUAGAAGAGCUUAUAACUGUUGCCAUCACAGUGUGUGUUCCUGGCCUGUUGGACUUGUGUCUCCACCCACCUCCGCCCCAGCAGGGCUAGGGAUAGAACCCAGGGCCUUUUGCGUGUUCUGCAGAUAGUUUUCAGCCUGGUAGUUUGGGAUUGGCUGGGAGAUUUUUUUUUCUUCACACCAAAGACUUCCAUUAUUGAGGAUUUUUUCAGUUGAUGAUCUCCCCCUCUGUAAGAUAAGGGACAGUUCUUUAAACCUAUGUAGAGUUUUGAUGAAUUCUGCUUCUCAACCAUAUUGCUAAGCUAUAUAGCAAUUCCUUGAAAUUGCUAUAUAACUUAGGAGAACCUCUGAUUCUCCUGCCUCUACAUCCUGAGUGCUAGGUGUACAGGGGGAAAUCAUUUUGGUGAGACUCCAAUGAACUACUGCCAGGUUCCCAAGGCAGCAAGCAAGAAAAAGUGUUGAAAUCAAAGAAGCAGGUGGUAGUGUGCCAGGCGGCAGCCCUGAAGACGCAGCUUUCCAGGCCCCUCUGGCUCAGGAAUCCUGUUGCAAGUUCCCAUCAUCCCAGGAGGCAGAGGAGGCCUCCAGCUGCCCUCGGAAGAAAGACUCCAGCCCCAUGGUGAUUUGUCAGCUGAAAGGAGGCGCCCAGAUGCUCUGCAUAGACAACUGUGGCGCGAGGGAGCUCAAAGCGCUCCAUCUGCUUCCUCAGUACGAUGACCAGAGCAGUUUCCCUCAGUCAGAGCUCCCUAAGCCAAUGACAACUUUAGUGGGAAGACUUCUGCCAGUACCAGCGAAGUUAAAUCUCAUCACACAGGUUGAUAAUGGAGCUCUCCCAUCAGCUGUCAAUGGGGCUGCCUUUCCCUCUGGACCUGCUCUGCAAGGGCCACCCAAAAUAACUCUGUCUGGGUACUGUGACUGCUUCUCCAGCGGGGACUUCUGCAACAGCUGCAGCUGCAACAACCUGCGCCAUGAGCUCGAGCGCUUCAAAGCCAUAAAGGCGUGUCUUGAUAGAAAUCCUGAAGCUUUCCAACCAAAAAUGGGGAAAGGCCGUCUGGGAGCUGCUAAACUUCGACACAGCAAAGGGUGCAACUGUAAGCGCUCAGGCUGCCUGAAGAACUACUGUGAGUGCUAUGAGGCCAAAAUCAUGUGUUCUUCCAUUUGCAAAUGCAUUGCUUGCAAAAACUAUGAAGAAAGUCCAGAACGAAAAAUGCUGAUGAGCACACCCCACUACAUGGAGCCUGGGGACUUUGAGAGCAGCCAUUAUUUGUCCCCAGCCAAGUUCUCAGGACCUCCAAAACUGAGAAAAAAUAGGCAGGCCUUCUCCUGUAUCUCCUGGGAAGUAGUGGAGGCCACAUGUGCCUGCCUGCUGGCCCAGGGUGAGGAAGCAGAGCAGGAGCACUGUUCCCCAAGCUUGGCUGAGCAGAUGAUCCUGGAGGAGUUUGGAAGGUGCCUGUCGCAGAUUCUCCACAUCGAGUUCAAGUCCAAGGGGCUGAAAAUUGAGUAGCGUGCAAGCUGGUAAAGGGGAAUGCCUGUGGCAAGCCUCAGCCCUGGGAAUCUGCACCGAGGAAGCUGGUGCCCAGGGAGGAGCAGAGGCCGCGCAUCAUGGCCAGGUCAGCUGUGAGGUCUGAGUGAUCUGCAUGGUACUGGCCAGCCUACUCAAGGUAUCCUAAAGUGCAAGCAGGCAGAGCCACCCUGGGGAUGGACACUGGCCCUCCUGUCCCUGGGGAGGCCCUCUGGGGACUCCCUGCCCUGCAUAAAAAGAGGGUGAUUUUCUACUUGUUGUUAUGUGUUUGCUUUCAAAUUGCUUAGUAGUACCUCCAUUCAAGUUAUUAUGAGCCAGCCUCAAGUUAGAGAGCUAGGCUCUUCUUCAGGUGGACUCUGCCCAAAUCACAUACAAGUCAGGUGGCCAUCAGGGGUCUUCCAGGCCAGGCCUGUGACAGGAGAUAUGGGAGGGGGGUCGGGUUAGAGCUGGGUUUGUUUGGAUUUUUUGCGUUUUUUUCUUCCUGUAUUUCUGCUUGAAGUGAGAAAACUUGUCUCCUGUCCAACCCUCUUCUCCAUAAUUACUGCUGCACGGUCGCCUGCUGACCAGUCACAGUGACCUCAGACACCAGAAGGUGAGGUGGCUUAUUAUGCCCACACUUUGUGUUUUGUUGUGAGAAUAAACCUUUCCAGACUCCCAGUUGGUUAGUAGCUGAAAAUAUAUUUGUCUCAGUACCC